AUGGAUCGCCUCCACGAGGUGCCUCUAGCAGCGGGUCUGUUCACGACCUUCGUUUCUUCCGCCGUUCCCACGUCGACCUUCUCGCCGUCAUAUGUUCCCCUUUCUUCCCAGCCAUCUCCCACGUUAGCUUCAGAUCCCGGAUAUGACGACGGUGGAGGUGGGGGAGGAAUGCAUGAAUGGUCUUCUCUCAUCGGCAUCGUGACUGCGCUAAUUGGCAACGUCCUGAUUUCCUUGGCCCUAAACAUUCAGCGCUACGCGCACAUCAGGAUCGAGCGAGAAUGGGAGCAUCAAAAACUGCAAAAGGAGGCCGAAUGGAAACGCGCAAAUCCGGGCCGGGGCCCAGCAGACCAUUAUGGUUCGGUUGCGGAGCUUGAAUACAGCGACUACGAAACACGGGGUAGAAACCAGCCCCGCAGCUUUGGUCGUUAUAGGGACGAGUCCCCAGAGGUGAGGUUUGCCCAUCACGAUCAGCCCCAUAUUGAUCUUGGACCCGAGGACGAUGACGACAUGGACACGGAUGCGCAUCAGAAUGAAAUGAACGAAUCGUUUAUGUCGGAUCGAACUGUGCGACCGGAGGAUCUGCGCCGGAAGUCAUACCUUCGCUCCCCGUACUGGUGGGUCGGAAUCGUGUUGAUCGUCGAUUGUUUCCCCAUUGGGCGUCGUAGCUUGAUAUCAAAUUGCGUCAUUGCCCCGAUUAUGCUGAAGGAGAAAUUCCGUGGGCGCGACUUCUGGGGCGUGGUCGUGGCGGUCACCGGAGCAGUGGUGGUCGUUCUCAGCGCCAGUUCCUCCGAGGAGAAGAUCGGACCGCAUGAUAUCUGGGUGAUGAUUACCCGCUGGGAGUUUGAAACGUAUGUAGGCAUCUCCGCCGUGUUGAUCAUUGGGCUCUUAUGGGCCAGUGGAAAGUACGGGUCCCGGACGGUCUUGAUUGACGUUGGGCUUGUGGCACUUUUUGGUGGAUAUACUGCUCUAUCAACAAAGGGCGUUUCGUCAUUAUUGUCUUUCACCCUAUGGCAUGCGAUAACAUUCCCCAUCACGUACCUUCUGGUUUUUGUCCUGGUUUCUAGUGCAAUAUUACAGAUUCGCUACAUCAACCGUGCUCUCCAGCGUUUUGAUUCCACCCAGGUGAUCCCAACCCAGUUUGUGCUUUUCACACUUUCUGUGAUCAUCGGAAGCGCCGUGUUGUAUCGGGAUUUCGAGAAUUACACCCUCGAUCGCGCUGGAAAGUUCGUGGGCGGCUGUCUCCUCACCUUUCUAGGCGUCUAUUUCAUCACCAGUGGCAGGGUCCGCAGUGACAACGAGUCUUCAUAUUCCGCCGAUGACGAAGAGGAAGCUAUUGGACUGCUGGCGGGAGAGAGGUAUCGUGACAGCGUCGACAUGUCACCUGCGCGCCAUAUAAGAGUGCAGAAACCUUCCCGGAGGCCUUUGGAAACCCAGAGAGAGCGCCUGCAGUCCCCCUCUAGGUCGCUCCUCAGUCACGGGGUUGAGGGUGUUGGCGAGGGCCAGCCCACGCCCCGGGGCGUUCCGUCUGCUGCUGCAUCUUCUCCUGUCGGUUCAUUGACUGCCGACUCUCUCACCGCACAGUCCCCGGAGCCUUCUCCCCCCAUGCACCCUAACUCUCUCUUAAACAAUCCUUGGGCUGAUGUUCAUGAGUCGGCCAUUGAAACCCCCAAGUCCGAACCCCAAAUCCCCCAAAUUGACCGUCCGGCCACUCCUGAACAGUCGAGGCCGACAACAUCUGGCUCGCCGGUUCUUCUUCGUUUCCCACCUGCGCCUGGCAUCGAAGACAGUAGCCUCAAAGUUCCAGCCCCUUCGGGAACGGAAACCGCACCGCCAGGGUCCCGAAACAACACUGUUCCACAGACGCCACCGGCACGCCGACUACGGAAUUCGAUAUCGUCACGCUUCUCGCCGGGCCCGCUGCUUCCGACUAUUUCUGCCGGGUUCAGUGCAGUGGUAGCAGAAUCCCUGCGCCGUGGUGAAACGAGUCCGGGUAAAGAUCGCAAGUUCGUGCGGAGGCAUCGGGGCAAGCAACUCAGUACCACCGUUGUAGAUGGCUUCCUUCGCAGCCGUGAUAGUGAAAGCGCCAAUGUCGAAGAGGGCCUGGACCCCCGUGCUGCGCUGCCGGCUGCGAGGUUUAAAUCUACCGGCGAUAUUGCCACUGCUCCUGUUACUGCCGGGCAAUCAACCACUACCUUAGAUACAGAGAAUGCUCCACAAAGCCUGCAGCCCGAUAGCUCUACGUCUGUAUCUCGGAUUCGAAGCCUAAGUGAUUCUUGGAGUGGAGGUCUAGCAUGGCUGGGUGGCACUUUGCGCAAAGUGCAUGGCCACGGCAACGAGCAUGAGCAGAUUGCCGAGUCACAGAAUAACGAGGAGGAAAUAGGCGCAAAUACGCAGGCGUAA
Messenger RNA from Aspergillus nomiae NRRL 13137, 2400 nucleotides. Its product is annotated as DUF803 domain membrane protein. The transcript has 3 exons. The coding region runs from base 1 to 2400 and encodes 799 amino acids. Gene Ontology annotation, biological process: magnesium ion transport. Gene Ontology annotation, cellular component: membrane. Gene Ontology annotation, molecular function: magnesium ion transmembrane transporter activity. NCBI's taxonomy places the organism in Eukaryota, Fungi, Ascomycota, Eurotiomycetes, Eurotiales, Aspergillaceae. The record is from RefSeq and is a predicted model, not a curated record.